AUGUACUUUUUUCUUGAUAUUUGUUACUUGCAAAUGUACCUGUAUUACUUGUACCUGUAUGAAUAUAUCUGUAUUACCUUUACCUGUAUUACAUGUCCUAAAUUCCCUGUCCCCUUUUUACUUGAUUACCUGUUUCUGUUACCUGUCCCUGUAUUACUUGUAUUACCUGUAUCUGCAUUACCUGUCCUUGUAUUACCUGUAUCUGCAUUACCUGUCCCUAUAUUACCUGUCCCUGUAUUACCUAUAGCAGAUGAUGAGAUGGCAGCUCUUCAGAUAGCAGCUGAUGAGAGAUCAGCUCUUCAGAUAGGAGUUCUUCACAUAGCAGAUGAUGAGAUAGCAUCUCUUCAGAUAGCAGCUGGUAAAAUAGCAGCUCUCCAGAUCGCAACUGAUGAGAUAGAAGCUCUACAAAAGCCAGUAGCUGAUGAAAUAGUAACUCUUCAACAUCUAGAAGCUCUUCAGAAUAGCAGCUUUUCAACAGACAGCAGUUCUUCACAUAGCAGUUCUUCACAUAGCAUCUCUUCAGCAGUUGUUGUCGAUGGUAGUGAUGAUGAUCAAGAGGUUCAUUGA
This is a messenger RNA of Dictyostelium purpureum, 567 nucleotides long. RefSeq lists its product as uncharacterized. Lineage: Eukaryota; Evosea; Eumycetozoa; Dictyosteliales; Dictyosteliaceae. The record is from RefSeq and is a predicted model, not a curated record. The coding region runs from base 1 to 567 and encodes 188 amino acids. The transcript is spliced from 3 exons.